UCAAUACAUUGCCUCAUUUUGACUGUUCCUGCUGUCACCUGAAAUGGGACCAGAGACACUUCCAAUAGAAAUUCUCUUUCCCAUUCUUGCAAUCUUUGGAAUUCCUGGGAAGUGCGGCCUUUCUCGAGGAAUCACUCACUACAUGACUGCCAUGGCAACAGGAGAUCUGAUGGUCCUUGUCUUCAAUGUGAUUGUGAGCCAAAUCAUCAGUUAUCAUUUCCCGAGCUGGCUGCUGACCUACACUCCUGUCUGCAGACUCAAUGCUUUCCUGCAAGGGCUGAGCCUCCAACUCUCCAUCUGGUUUACCAUAGCCUUCACCUUUGACCGCUUUGUAGCAAUUUGCUGCAACAAAUUAAAGAUGAGGUAUUGCACUGAAAGAACGGCCAACGUGGUCAUCUCCACCUUAACCAUGCUUAACAUUUUGAUCAACAUUCCCUUCUCUUUUCGCCUUGAGCCCAGUUACGUUCUGAACAAUGUACAGAGGGGCUGCCGCACUGUCAGUGGUUACUUGACUUCAUCAGCAUGGGCAGCCCAUCGGUGGGUCACCAAUAUCUCAAGCACAUUUCUUCCUAUUACCCUGCUGCUGCUGUUGAAUACUCUCACUGCCCGAAACAUCCUCGUGGCCAGCAGAGCUCGGCGAGCCCUGAAGAGCAGUAGUGGUGGUGCUGGGAAGAUGGGCAGUGACCACGAGCUGAAGAGCAGGAAGACCUCCAUUGUUCUGCUCUUCACCAUCUCUGGCUGCUUCAUGGUGCUGUCGGUGCCCAUCACUGUCAUUUCAAUUUGUGUCAGUUUCACCCACCUUUUGGCUUACCAAAGUUCCAACUCUCUCUAUUUGGCAAUCAGGGUGACAUUCCUGAUGACGUGCACCAGCUCCUGCACAAACACUUGUAUUUACGCACUGACCCAGAGGAGAUUCAGAGAGGAGAUAAAGAAUCUGCUGAAAUCUCCCUAUUAUCUGCUCCUUAAGCUACAGAAAUAAUUUGCUUUUGCAGUGGGAUGUGGUGAUCCAAUGAUAACC
Stegostoma tigrinum is the source of this 1018-nucleotide messenger RNA. RefSeq names its product neuropeptides capa receptor-like. Gene Ontology annotation, cellular component: membrane. Bases 44 to 979 code for a protein of 311 amino acids. Lineage: Eukaryota; Metazoa; Chordata; Chondrichthyes; Orectolobiformes; Stegostomatidae. The transcript is spliced from 2 exons. Gene Ontology annotation, biological process: G protein-coupled receptor signaling pathway. The record is from RefSeq and is a predicted model, not a curated record. Gene Ontology annotation, molecular function: G protein-coupled receptor activity.